AUGUCACGUGCUACGUCCGACACGGGUUAUGAGGAUCAGUGGUGGAAGACCCCCAUCCAGCUUCAUGACGCUGAAGAUAAGGGAGAGAGGUAUGAAUUGCUUGAAGGCGUACACGACUCACCCAUCACCAGCUACGACGAAGUCGGCGCCUUGGAACCGUUCGAUAAUCCGCGCGUGAAGACAGAUCCCCGCUUCCGGCUUAUUCUCCACUUCAACUGGAAAGCGCAGACGUUACCAGUCAUCAUCGGCGGCUUCCCGUCCAAGUCUGCGCUCUCCUCUUCCUCAAAAUCAGUCACGGAUGUCAUGCACCAACCUCAAUUGCAGCAGUGUAGUCCUCGAGCGCAGAUCGUAAAGAGGAACUACAAGACCCCGACGGUCUUUACCCAUGGCACAGAUGACGGGAUGAUCCCCUGGCAGAUGACGCAGGGCACGUACGAGACGCUUAGCGAGAGCGGAGAGCAGACUGGCGUGGAGUUGCCCGAGAGUGAGGGAUGGAGGGCGACGAGGAGGGGGUUAUGAGUUUCUUUUCGGUUUCUCGGGAUUUUUGGAUCUUGGAUGGGGUUAUUGAUUGACUUGAUGAAUUUCUUUUCAGUGAGAGACGGGAAGGGUUUUAGUUCUGGUGGCUUGACAGCGGCUGGUGGGAUGGGAUAGGAGGACUUUGAUGACUGUCUUUGAUUCGUUGGCGGGUGGUCGGGUUUGACGAAUUUCUCUUCUCAAUAGAAUGGUGGUGGAUGUUCUGAUCAGAUUUGAAUGCGAUCAAUAGAGGGGAGGUAGUUGUUUAGUGGGUUGCUUAGUGGAUUGAACUUUUGAUUUUAAGGGUGAGUAUGGCUUUGUUGACUUGCCUUGCCGAAUCAAAAGUUGGGAUCCACGUGGUACGAAAAGGGGGCAGUGGAACGUGGCAAAAGGGUACGUGAGCUGUGCAGUGAAUUUUAGCAUGAGAUAGCGCCGGAAAGGCGACGAGAUUGAUUAAGGUACGGGUAAUAUGUGCUGG
Messenger RNA from Hyaloscypha bicolor E, 991 nucleotides. RefSeq lists its product as uncharacterized. The record is from RefSeq and is a predicted model, not a curated record. Lineage: Eukaryota; Fungi; Ascomycota; Leotiomycetes; Helotiales; Hyaloscyphaceae. Bases 1 to 519 code for a protein of 172 amino acids. The transcript has 3 exons.